Oxyura jamaicensis (ruddy duck) is the source of this 3030-nucleotide messenger RNA. RefSeq names its product forkhead box C2 (gene FOXC2). Gene Ontology annotation, biological process: anatomical structure morphogenesis; regulation of transcription by RNA polymerase II; cell differentiation. The coding region runs from base 650 to 2107 and encodes 485 amino acids. The record is from RefSeq and is a predicted model, not a curated record. Gene Ontology annotation, molecular function: RNA polymerase II cis-regulatory region sequence-specific DNA binding; DNA-binding transcription factor activity, RNA polymerase II-specific. NCBI's taxonomy places the organism in Eukaryota, Metazoa, Chordata, Aves, Anseriformes, Anatidae. The transcript has a single exon.
GCGCGGGGCGGGGCGAGCGGGGAGUAAAAGCGCGGCGGCGGCGGGCCGGGGUUUGAACGCUGCGCAGCGCGGCCGGGAGCUCGGCGGCUCCGCGCACCCCUCGCCGCCCGCCGGGAGCCGCCGCUGCUGCUGCUGGCUCCGGGAAGAGUUCGGGCGGUUUGGUUGUCAGCAGAACUGGGUUUCCGCAAGGCUGCUUUUUCUUUCUUUUCUUUUUCUUUUUUUUUUCUUUUUCUUUUUUUUUUUCUCCAUUUUUUAAUUUUUUAAGAUUUUUUUAAAUUUGAUUUUUUUUUUUUUUUCCCGCGAGAAUAUCGUAUUUCCCCUCCCCUCCCGUCGGCAUCCCUCUCCGCAGCAGUGCUUGCUGCCGCCGCGGGGCACGGCUAGGUGUGUAGGUCAGAAUCACAGUCAUAAAGAGGGAGGGAGAGGCCGCCAGAGACCACCCUGCCCCCGGCGACCCGAAGGAUGCUGCUGCGGCGCCGCUGCUAGAGGACACGCUGGGAUUCAGCUCGUGUCCGGGACUCGCUCUCUCCCUCUCUCCCCUCUUUCUUGCUCCGCAGAGGGGUCCCCGCUGAGGGUGAGGCCCUUCCACCCGCGCCCCUCUUCCUCCUCCUCCUCUCCCCCGCGGCUCCGCUCCCCGCGGGCAGCCCUCUCCAUGAUGCAGGCUCGCUACUCCGUCUCGGACCCCAACACCCUGGGAGUGGUGCCCUAUUUGAGCGAGCAGAACUACUACCGGACGGCGGGGACGUACGGCGGCAUGGGCAACCCCAUGAGCGUCUAUUCGGGCCACGCCGAGCAGUACGCGGCGGGCAUGGGGCGCUCCUACGGGCCCUACCACCCGCACCAGCCCGCAGCCCCCAAGGACCUGGUGAAGCCGCCCUACAGCUACAUCGCCCUCAUCACCAUGGCCAUCCAGAACGCCCCCGACAAGAAGAUCACGCUCAAUGGGAUUUACCAGUUCAUCAUGGACCGCUUCCCCUUCUACCGCGAGAACAAACAGGGCUGGCAGAAUAGCAUCCGCCACAACCUCUCGCUCAACGAGUGCUUCGUCAAGGUGCCCCGCGACGACAAGAAGCCGGGGAAGGGCAGCUACUGGACCCUGGACCCCGACUCCUACAACAUGUUCGAGAACGGCAGCUUCCUGCGCCGCCGGCGCCGCUUCAAGAAGAAGGACGUGUCCAAGGAGAAGGAGGAGGCCCGCGAGAGGCUGCUGAAGGAGCAGCCCAAACCCCCCGGGCUGCCCGGCUCCGAGCUCCCCAAGGAAGCCUCCUCCUCCUCUUCCUCUGCCUCGGCUCCGGCCUCCGAGAAGAAAGUGGUGAUCAAGAGCGAGACGGCAUCGCCGGAGCUGCCGGUGAUCACCAAGGUGGAGACGCUGAGCCCGGCCAGCGGCGGGGCCCUGCGGGACAGCCCCCGCAGCGCCGCCUCGCCUCCCGCCGCCUCCCCCGAAGGCUCCCUGCCCGAACAUCACCCCGCCGGCAACGGGCUGCCGGGGGGUUUCAGCGUGGAGAACAUCAUGACCCUGCGGACUUCCCCCCCGGGGGAUCUGAGCCCGGUGAGUGCCGCCUCGGGCCGGACGGGGGCCGCAAUGCCGCUGGGCUACCCGCCGUCGGGGCAGCCGUCGGGUUACAGCGCGGCGUGCAGCCAGGCGCUGGACGCUAGUGGGAGCUACCACUGCAGCAUGAGGGCCAUGAGCCUGUACAGCGGCGAGAGGCCGGGCCACAUGUGCGUGCCCCCGGCGCCGCUGGAGGAAGGCCUGGCCGAGCACCCCACGGGCGCCCCAUCGCCCCUGGGCGCCCUGAGCCUGCCGUCGGGGCAGGAGGGAGCGCUGGGAGCCGGGCAUCCCCACGGCGGGGGGGCGGCGCAGCCCGCAGCCUCGUGGUACCUCAAUCACGGAGCCGAGCUGAGCCACCUGCCCGGGCACACUUUCGGCACCCAGCAGCAGACUUUUCCCAACGUCCGGGAAAUGUUCACGUCGCACCGGCUCGGCAUGGAGAGCGCCUCGCUCAGCGAGCACCAGGUGAGCAGCAACUCCGCCUGUCAGCUCCCCUACAGGUCCGCGCCGUCCCUAUAUCGCCACGCCGCCCCCUAUUCCUACGACUGCACUAAGUACUGAGUAGCCACCCCCCCUCCCCCCCUCCAGUUAGGGCAAUCCUCACAACAAAAGCCCCCCCCCCGAAAAAAGGGGGAAAAAAAGGGGAAAAAAAUCGAUAAUAACAAUUCCCCCCCCAAAAUCAAAAAUCAGGUGAAAUAAAACCACACCAAACCCUUCAGACAGACCUCACAGCCUCGCCGUGGACCUGCGAGCCACAGAGUUGGGAGAUCCCAAGCCCCCCUUCCUCCCCCCCUCCCCCCCCCUGGGGGGUACAGAAAUGCCAGUAAAUUUUACUUGAAAGGGGGAUCUCUCCUAAAAAAAUAAAAUUAAAAAAAUAAACAAAUUCUAUAUAUAUAUGUCUAUCUAAACAAAGUGGCAAAUUUUAUAUGCUAAAGUAUAGGGGGUCUCAGAAAAUAAGUUAUGGACCAAUAUCGCAACGACCAUUUAUACGAUUUUAAAGAAAAAAGUAUAUAAAUAUAUAUAUAUAAAUAUAUGUCCUGGGUAUUUUUUAAGUUCUUUGUGCUGUAAAAAAUGUGUGGAUUUCUAAUCAGGCUAAUUUUCAGAGCCAUUAAUAUAAUAUUUAAAGUUGAGUUCACUGGAUUAUUUUUGUCGUGCCCAACGAUUCCUAACUUCCAAAUUAAUGACAAGUGAUUUCUUCUUCUCUGUACAAUUAUGCAAUAGAGUUUCUUUCGUUUUAGAGCUCUUCUUUGCGCAAGACGAGGAAAUAAUUUAUUUUUUGCUGGUGGAUUUUUUGAAAGAAAAAGACAAAGUAUCUGAUACUUUUUUAUUAUUAUUUACGAUGUGUGAUGUUUUGUAUAAUAGAUUUCACCUUGACCAUUCCUAAGGACUAUUUGCUUUAACCUGCUUCAAAGUUCGUUUGUCUUAUGUGGUCUUAAUUGUUGUACUUACCUUAAAAUAAAUCCAUGCUGUUUUUUCUGCUCCAA